Penicillium antarcticum is the source of this 18219-nucleotide messenger RNA. It is a transcript of the gene lah, whose product is annotated as involucrin repeat protein. The transcript has 5 exons. The record is from RefSeq and is a predicted model, not a curated record. Lineage: Eukaryota; Fungi; Ascomycota; Eurotiomycetes; Eurotiales; Aspergillaceae. Bases 1 to 18219 code for a protein of 6072 amino acids.
AUGUUCAAGGCUCUGAUGGGCAGUCGGUCAUCGUCGUCCACCGACGUGCGCUCCAAGAGCCGGCGCAAGACCGACAACUCCGAUGCCAAAUCGACCUCAAGUCGCAAAUCCUCACGGGGUGACGACCGUGACCGCGGCUUGGGUGAUUUGUCCUCGUACUCACCAUCGGGCUCCCGCAGUAAGCGUGGGCCGUCUAGCAUCGCUGGCGACUCGAUCGCCUCCAGCUAUGUGACCGCAGAACCAGAACCCAUUGAUGAUUCCGACCGCUACAUCAUUGAGCGCACCCCCAAACGCAGAGACAGUGACCGGGAUAGCAAGAGUUCUCGCCGCCGCGACCGCGACCGAUCCGUGAGUCCAGAUCGGGAGAGGAGAAGAAGCCGACGGACGACGGAAGAUACUCUGGAUGAUGACUUGGAUCGGGAGCGGGAGCGCGACCGCCGUGAGCGUCGUCGCACUCAGUCUGGGGACCCUUAUAUGCCUCCUGUGUCUACGAGCAUGCCGCCGCCGCCUAGCGCCCCCGCUGUACAGUUUGCCACCGACAUCGCGGCACCGGGCUUCUCGCAGUUCCCUAUGCAAUAUGACACUGGCAUGCCGCCUGCUGGCCAUUCACCGGAGCAUGAGGUGCCUUAUGAUCCUCAUGUCCAGCAACAAUUCCCCGGUCAAUUCCCGGAAGGUGUUGCGCAGCCAUACCUGCCGAUGAACCCUGCCGGUGCUGCGGCUGACUACUACGGCGACCAAGGUCAGUCUGUAGAGAUGCAGCCCGGUGUCCGCCCAGCGCCUCCAUCUGUGCUGCCCAACACUCAAGCACACCUGAUGGCUGCAUCUCCCACCGCCAACCCUCCCCCAGAGCCCAGUAGCAUGGGUCAGACUGGUGCGGCGGCAGCUUAUUUCGAUGAUGAUUUCCAUGUUCCUGCGCAACCCGCCAAGCCUCCGACAGCGUCUUCAUCUAGACCCCCCAAACCUUCGAAGCCUAGCAAACCUUCUUCAUCGAGCGUGCUUCCUGCUGCCGCUGUUGGAGCUGCUACCUAUGGAAUUUCUGGCAUGAUGUCUCACUCUCACAACGAGAACUCUUCGUCUGAGGUGCAUAAUUCUAGCUCUUACAACCAGCCAACGACCCAGCCGAUGGCAAACAGCAGUCAAAAGCCUACACACAAGCCCCCUCAUUCGCACAGCUUCAGCGAAGGUGUCGGCCUUGCAGCUGCUGGUGGUGCGGCUGGAUACAUGAUGGGUCAUCAUCAUCACUCCUCGAGCCCGGAACACGCGUCACAAUACGACUUCCAGAAUUACGAGGGCUCGUCCCAAGCUGGUAUCCCGCCGUAUGCCCCCGGGUAUCCCAGCCACCCCCACAACCACCCUCACAAUCCCAACCACCACAACGCCCUGUAUGCUGCAGGCGCAGUGGGCUACGCUUCUAAUGCCACUCAUAAUCCCGGAUUUUAUCCCCAUGGCCCUGGUGCUCUCGCUCUCCAAGAGCGCGAGCGUGGCCCUCUUGGACGGUUCGUUGAUUUCUGGCGCGACCCCGAGGCCGUUGGAAGGUUCGAGGACUACACAGAAACCAUUGGCGUUUGCAAAUACUGCUUCCAGCCUGGAACAACCUCCCUGGAUGCCCCUCGCAAGCAUCACUACGGCAGACGCCGCCGGCACUCAGCUGAUCGGUACAGUAGUGCCAGCUCAUCCAGAGUAAGCAAGGUCAGCCGUUACCAAUCAUCUGAAGAUGAGAGCCGUCGGCGCAAGAAGUCCAAGAAAUCAUCGUCAUGGUUGCCCGGCAUGCUGGCUGGCUAUGCGACCAAGUCAAUCUUCACGAACAAGGAAUUUGAUGAUUCGUACAGCAUCCGCUCCGGCCGAGUAGCUUCCUCUCAUGACGAAGAUGACCGCAGGAGCUACACUUCUCGUGGUGUGGUGCGCCGUUCUGGUCGUAGCCCUCAGAGAGAUUACAACUCGGACGGUCAACGCCCUUCAGGGCACUCCCGACGAACACGCUCCCGAUCCCGCUCUUCAUCUCGUUCUGAACGCCAUUCAUUCUUGAAGGAGGCCGCCCUGGGUGCUGCAGUAGGUGGAGCUGCGUUGGCUGUUACCAAGUCGCGUAACCGCUCCCGCAGCCCGUCUUCUGGAAGAAAUCGACACCGCAAGGAUUCAUCCUCUUCGUCGUCCUUUGUCAAUCUCUCUCGUCCCUCAAAAAAGUCUGUCGCUGGUGGCAUCGGAUCCUUCUUCACCUCUUCAUCCGAGAACCGGAAGAAGCGCCAGAGCAAGAAGCGCAGUGGUUUCUUCUCAUUCAAAGGUGGCUCGUCAUCUUCUUCGCUUGACAACGAUCUUGCUUUCGGAGAUGGGUUCUCAAAGAAGUCUUCAAAGCUCAAGAAGAAGGACAAGAAGGGUAAAGAUGUUGAUGCCGCUUUGGUAGGUCUUGGUGCUACUGCAAACCGCCUGGCUGGCUCAUCGCCCAAUGGCCCUGGCCGCAGUGCUGGCCAGAUGUACACCAAGUCCCGUCACCCCAACUACGCUUCAUCUGCCAACGACGAUGAGUGGAUUGAUGAAUCUGACCAGUCUGCUUCAAGUGUCAGCUCCGCCUUGGCAUUUGGAGCAAGCAGCGUUGAUUCCUCAUCCGACUCCAGCGGCCGUUGGGGCUGGCGAUGGGGCAGCAAGAAAAACAAAAAGAAGAAGGACAAGAAGUCCAGUGGUGCUAACACUGCUCUUGCUGUUGGUGCCGGUGCUCUCGGAGCAGCUGCCAUUGCGUCUGCUCGUCACCGCGACAGCGAGCCACCAAGCAGCUCCGGCAGCCUCCAGCAAGUCUACCCAAUGCCAACUUCUGACCCAUCCCGAUUCGAUGUUGCCAAAAUGUCUCCUUCUGUGUCUGGUGGCCACCCGGCUCUUAUCCGCCCUGGGCCUAUUCCUCUCCAACAGCCGCAGCCCGUCACUCCUGUCUCUCAAGCCGUGUACACUACCCAGGGAGGCUCGCCAGGAUCAAUCCCUGCCUACAGUGCACCGGCAGUUCCUCCUGCGUUUGCAGCCAAUGAAUUCGGACCACAUGACACUCAGUUCCACGACUCUCGGGAUCUUGUAUUUGCUCCCGAAGUUCCACAAUCCGAUGUCCGCAGACCCCAUCGGCGCAGCGAGUCUUUCCCUGUUUUCCCAACACAGGAAACUGCUUCUAACCUGAAGCGCCGGUCCACCGCAAAGGACCAGGCUUCCGUUCAAUUCAACUUGACGGAGGAGCAAGCAGAAAGGGAACGCCGCCUUGAUCGCCGUGACCAGACCUCCCGAGAUGAUCUGUUCGCCCCGAAGCCUCUUCAAUUGCUUGAUCGAGAAGACGAAGAUCGCCAAGAGGCCGAACGUCUUGAUCGUCGCCGUCGGGAGCGAGAGGAAGAAGAUCGCCUAGAGAUGGAGCGUCUUGAACGUCGUCGCAAAGAGCGCGAAGCUGAGAAGCGCGCUAGUGAGAAGCGCCGAGAGACGAGUGAAAGAGAGAAGGACUCCUCAUCUUGGGUUGGAGUAGCCGCUGCCGGAGCCUUUGGCGCUGCUGCUGCUAGCACCGUUCUUUCUCGCAAGACAGAUGACGAUGAGGCCUCCGAAGCCAGCCUGCGACGCAAUGAACUCCGGGAGAAACGCCGUGCAGAGCGUCGCCGUGAGGGUGACAUUGAUGCCGAGUUAUCGCUUGUGUCAAGGUUCGAGCCUCCCUUGGCCAUUGAAGAAGCGCCAGCGGCGGAGCACCACGAAGAGAAGAAGCCGCGCUCUCCUCGCCAACCACAAGUUUACGACGAUUACGCACAGUUCUACGCCCCCGAAGAAUUACGACACAGCCCUAAUGACCACAAGCGCAGCGGAUCCGGCGGUAUGCCCACGAUCGUGGAGAUUGAGCCCGCUAGUGAGCGCCAUGCCCGCGACGAACCUAAACGUGAAGAGCCGGACUAUUCGUUCGAGCCUUACGAGCAUGUCGACCGUCUCCCAUGGCCAGUUCCCCGUCUCAACUUCAUUGAGCCGACUCCUCCCCAGAGCACAAACGGGGGAUCUGUUCGCGAUGCCAACUCCCCCAUUGCAGCGCCUGCAGAUACAUCAUCCUAUGAUACCAAGCCUCGCGAACGAUCAAACACUGGCUCCCGCGUCUCCUGGGGUGACGACAAAACCCAUGAAUACGAGAUCCCAUCUUCCUCCGAACAGGAUCCUCUGGAGCAUGACAUCUCUCCCUACGAAGAGGUGUCUCCCAAGGAUGUGCCGCUGCCUGUGUCUGAUGUCAGCUCUACCCGGAAUAUUGCCAGCAAGCCUGACUACGGAAACGACAUUGAAUUCGCCGCCACCAUUGCUGCCGCAACUGCCGCUGCUGGCUUUGAUCCCGCUAUGAUUACCGAUGACCCAUCCUACCACACUCGCACUUCUCCUCCUGGAUCCGAGGACGAAGGACGUUUCAAAUCGCCCUGGGCUGCAUCGGCCCGCAAGCCCCACGGUUUCGUCGAAGGCGAAAUUGAAGAUGUCGGACCAAAGACAAUCAAGGAUGCGCCAGCUUCCAACCAUAUCACCGACAAGGAUGAGCUCUUUUUCGACGAGCCCGAGCCUUUCUCAAAGGAUACAAAGGAUAGAGAUAUCUCGGGACGCCAUGACAAGUCUUCGAUUGCCCAGGAAGUUCUCGAGCAGUUGAACGGCAAGCGUGACAAGCACGAUCAACCUACUUCUCCUGAACGCGAGCGUAAUGUUGAUAUCGAUACCUUUUCCAUGCCCGGUGGCUUUGAUGCUGGUGAUUUGAGAGAUCCCGUUGAUUACCACGACGCAAGAUCUGCUGUCUCUGCUCCUGGCCCUGUUACUCAAGAUCCUGAGUCGCCCACUCAAUCCAAGAAGUCCAAGUCCAAGAAACAGAAGAAGUCUAGGAAGAGUGCUGAUAACGUUGAGAUUGAGACGAAGGAACGUGGGCCAGAACCACAGCCAGAGCGUCAACCUGAGCCUGUGUCAGAGCCUGUACCAGAGACUGUGCGUGAGCCCGAACCCGAGACCAUCGAGUACCAGGAUGAAAACCGCUCUAUUGUCUCUGCUCCUGCAACCAAAGACGAGACAUCAAAGUCUAGAAGAUCCAGGCGAAGUGGUGAUGAAUUCGAUAUCGCCCCUUUGCAAGAUGUUACCGAAUCUCGCGAUGACACCCGCUCUACCUUCUCUGUUCCAGCCACCAAGGACGAGACAUCUAAAUCCAAAAACUCUCGUCGCAGCGGUGAUGAUUUCGACAUAUACAAAUCACGAGAGGUGCCUGAGUCCCGCGAGCUUUCUCCCCCUACUAAUGCUCCCGCACCCAAGGAGCAUGAGUCUCCCCGAUCCAAGCCAUUAAGACGAAGCAGCGAAAACUUUGAAAUUGUCCCAUUCCGAGACGUUUCCGAGUCUCGUGAUGAUCGAUCUGUCUUCUCUACUCCCGCUACUAAGGAUGAGACCAGCAAGUCUAGGCGAUCUAGACGCAGUGGUGAUGAAUUUGAUAUUGCUGUCUCGCGUGAUGUUUCUGAGUCUCGGGAUGACACUCGCUCUGUGUUCUCAGUCCCAGCUACCAAGGAUGAGACCAGCAAGCCAAGACGGUCUCGACGCAGCGGCGAUGACUUUGAUAUCUCCCGCUCUCGUGAGCCCUCCGAGUCUCGUUCUGUGACUUCGGAGUCUAGACAUAGAAGAUCGCGCCGAAGUGGUGAUGAUUACGUCUCCCGCUCUCGCGACGUGUCUGAAUCCCGCUCCGUUGCUUCCGAGUCUUCUAGACACAGAAAGUCUCGCAGAAGUGGUGAUGACUUUGAGUCUCGCCGUGAUACUGAAACUCCUCCCCUUGAAGACGGAGAGGAAGGCGAAGAGAAGAAGAGACGCCGAAAGCGCCGCUCCAGACAUGGCAGCGACACCUUCUCCAUUGAUGACGAUGCUCGCUCCGCUAUCACAGAUCUUGCGGAUGACAAGUCUGAGCGUCGCAAGCACCGUCACCGCUCAUCUCGCGACUUCGAUGAUACUGCCUCUGUGACGUCUUCUCCUGCCAGGAUUAGUGAGUCCCGCGAGAGACGUAAGGGCAAGGAAGAAGAAAAAGAGAAGAAGCCGGGUGGCUUCCUCAGAAGCAUCUUUGGCUCACAGGUCUCAGCUCCCGCCGAGCGUACCCGUUCUUCCUCAGUGGACAAGCGUUCCUCCCGCGAAGCCCUGUCUGAAGUUGUUGUCGAUGAUGAACGCCGUCGCCGCAAGAAGCGUUCCUCUAAGCAUCGCAGCUCCAGCAAUGGAGAUGAACUAGAAGAUGCGUCUGAUAAGGAGAAGGAUGCCGAGGAGGGCACGAAUCUGGAGGAUUACAGGUCCAGUAGACAGCGCAAGGAGGAGCGACGUCGGCAUCGGUACGAGGAAAUUGUGGAUUCAGGACGGAAACGGGAUUCUGAGAAGGACCUUAAUGACGACUACGACAAUCAGUCUUUUUUAAACGAGCGCCCCGAAACGCCAGCCGCGGCUGAGCGCGAUGAUCACGAUCAUGAACGUGGUGCUUCGGGGCUCCCAUCGGCUGCAGGAACCGCCCUCGGCGCAGCCGCGGGCCUAGGCCUAGGCGAGAUGCUCCAGCAAAGACCCCGAAGCCGCUCAACGUCACCCCCGAGCACGGAGAAAGCCCUGGACCUCACGCCCAAGUCUCAGAGCAGACCAGCUUCGCCUGAAACAAGCCGAUCGCCCAAUGCCCGCCGCGGCUCAGUGGCCAAAUCAGUCACUGAAUCUCCCACAGCCGUGCCACUCCACUUCCGCCGACCCCCAACUUCACCAGGCCUUUCCCGCGCUGUCCCUGUCGAUGCACCGAACCUCGAAUCCCCCGGAUCCCCAAGCCAACAGCGCCACCGCCGUCCGGGCUCAGUCGAGUUCCGCAAUUCCCGCGAGAUCAGACCACUAUGGCUAGUCGAGCGCCACAGCUCUGUAAAGGGCGAGUCUGAGCCUCAAGAAGGACUGCCAUCACUCCCAUCGAGCAAGACCUCUUCUCGCGUCCCAUCCAUUGAAGACCUAAAAGCCCUCAAUGAUGAUGAUGGCGUCCGGAGCUGGGAGCAGGUUGACCUAAGCCACUCUAUCAUGGAGAACCGCCGACCAACGGGCCUGACAAUUGAAACCGAUCAGGCGAACGAACACCACGAUCGAGAUCGUGAGAUCGAUCUCCUUGAUUCACAGCAGGCUACCCCUACCGCCGAACACUUUGACACCACCAGUCCCUCUGCUAAGCGCGAGAAGCUUAAGUAUGAGUUCCAUUCUCCUUCCGAGUUGUUGCGGAAUCCGGAUGGGUUUGAGCAGUUGCCUGGUGGACCUGCGCUGGAGGCUCUUCCUCCUGCCGCGCCCGAGACUCCUCAGUCUGAGUAUGAGACUCCCGCUGAAGAUGUGCCGGAGAGAGGGUCUCACAGUGGUGAUGGCUUUUCCAAGGGCGCUGGCUUUGCUGGGAUAGUUGAUGCUGCUGCUAUUGCUGCUGUGAAGGACAAAGAGAGCCAACAACCCGCCGAACACGCAGAGGUGUCCGAAUCUCGCGCUUUGCCGGAAGAUGGAAUGGAGAAUGCACCUGCCGAGUCUAAGAUCCACAGCUUUGGCGAUAUCGUCGAUGCAGCUGUUGCGACGGAAGUUGCUUCGCAUGACAAGGCACCCGUCGACGAAGAAAUUGGCGAGCCGGGUACUGCCAUUGAAGAAAAUGUUCCUGUUCAAUUUGAGGCUGAAAAGCCGGUUGAGGCGUCAAGAGAGUUUGGACAAGAAGCAGCCCCCGAAGCGACGGAACAGCCUAUUGAGACUGAGGCCGCCAUGACCCCAGCUCAGAAGCGUAAGGCUAAGAAGAACAAGAAGAAGAAUAAGAGUCAGGAUCAAAGUGUUGAAACUGCUCCUGAGGAAACUGUUCCUAUUGUUAAAGAAGAUCCUUUCAAGGAGGUGGAACAAGAGCCUGCUGUUCAGAAGCCUGCUGUUCGUGAUGCUCCCGUCGAGGUUGAUACUACUCCGGUCGAGCCAGAGGCUGUUGCUUCUAGCCAGAAAGAUAUUCCUGAAGCUGCUCAACACCAAGCUGAAGGUGAGCCCGUUGAAGGCUCGCGCGAGAUUGUUGCGGAGCCUGAAAUCCCACCUGAGUCUGGAGUUCCAGCCCCUUUUGCAGAUCAAGAUGCUGCCAUUCAGCAGCCUGCCGAAGCUGAGCUCGUUGAAGCAUCGCAAGAUCCGGCUGUUGAUUCUUCCGCAGCACCUGUCGAGACUUCUGAGCCUGUCAUUGCUCCCGAGACUGAGGCUGAGACCGAGCCUGAAGUUGCUUUGACGGCUGCUCAGAAGAAAAAGGCUAAGAAGGACAAGAAGAAGAAGAAUAAGUCCAAGGAUGCUUCUGCUGAGGAGCCUGCUGAUAAUAUUGCUUCUACUGAGACGCCCAAGGAAGAGGAGGCUGUGCCUGUCGAAGAGCCAAUUUCCGCCGAUGCCAAUGAGACUGUAGCCCCUAGGGAUUCACAGCCCGAAGGCGAGGAAUUAUCUCGUAGUCUGGGGGACAUUGAGAAGCCAUUUGAAGAAGCAACCCCCGUGGCCUCUGAGGAUGUUACCGCCCCUGCUGUCAUCGAGCCAACCAAAGAAGACACAGAAGGCGAGGACAACUUCCAGGAAGCAGUUGAAGAGCAAGCGUCUCAGCCUACCGAAGAGAAGGAGCCUGAGGUUGCACAGGAGUCCACAGCAGAGCUUGCACCGGAGCCUGCCGCUGAAAUCCCAGCAGAUGAGCCCGCAGAGGCCCCCGCAGACCCUCAGGAGACCAAGGCUCAGAAAAAGAAGAAUAAGAAGAAGAACCGCAAGUCUGCCACAGAUGAAGAGAUCCCGGUCCCCACCAACGAAGAGCUAACACCUGCUCCCGAGGGGGAAAUUCAAGAGCUCAAACCUGCAGAGGAAUCUGCUCCGACCGAGCCUGCAGAUACCCAGAUCCCUGAAACUAGCGAUGAAGCCUUGCCUUCCGAUCUUGAACAGCCUGCCAAGGGCCUCGAGCUCCCUUCUGAGACCCCUACCGACGAACCUGCUACCGCACUACAGCAAGAGCAAGACGCUCGUCCAACUGAGGCUACUGUCAAUGCCACCCCUUCUCCAGUUGAAGUAGAGGGCCCCACGAAUGAGACUUCACGGGAAAUCGUCGAGCCAGUUGCCAUUGAUGCUCAGCCUGAAGUCCAGCUUGAGGCUGCCGCUGAAAUUGUUGCUCAACCUCAACCCGAAGCUGAAGCUGAAGCCGAGGCCGAGGCCGAGUCUGAGGUGGCCUUGACUGCUGCACAGAAGAAGAAGGCCAAGAAGGACAAGAAAAAGAAGAACAAGCAGAGUCAAUCUUCUGUUCCUGAUAAAGAAUUGUCGGAUGAAUCUGCGCCCACUGAGCCCUCUUCGCUGGCACCUGAGGCUGAACCUGUCGCUGAGCCUGCUGUCGAGUCUACCACUGAGCUUGCUGCCGAGCCUGCUGCCGAGUCUGCUGCCGAGCUUCCUAUUGAGGAUACUGCCAAGGAAACUUUGGAAGAGGCACCAGUCGAUUUGGCACCCCAAGAAACCGACAAGGAGGUAACCAUUGAAAUUGAGCAGCCCGUCGAGCCUGAGCAAUCUACCGAGCUCGGAAAGGUUGUUGAGCCAGAGCAGCCUCAGGAAGACGCAGUCCUCACUGCUGUUCCGGAGCCCACUGCCGAGGAGACAAGCGCUGAGACUCACAUGGACAAGUCUGUAGUACAGGAGGAACAAGCCCAAGCAGAGGAACCCCCUGCUAAACCUGAGGUCCCCAUGACUGCAGCCCAGAGAAAGAAGGCUAAGAAGGAAGCUAAGAAAAAGCAGGAGAAAGAAGCUGCCCUCGCCGCUGCUUUUGAGACUGCCAGCCCUGCCGAGCCUGCUCCCUUGCCUGUGGAGACCGAGGCCACCGAGUCAAGCAAAGACCUUAAUCCCUCCGCUCAGAAUGUGCCCGCGGUAACCGACACUGAGCCUGCUGAGGCCAAUGCCGAUGUUAUUUCUCCACCUGAGGAAGCUCCCGUCUCCGCUGAUGUGGCUCAAUCUGAGAAGCCAAAGCUUGAGAAUGAGACCUCAGCACCUGCUGAAGAAGCAACCCCCACCGCUGUUGAGACUGAAACUCAUGAGUCAGAAGCUCCAGCAGAGGCUGAGGUGCCAAUGACUACAGCCGAGAAAAAGAAGGCCAAGAAGAACAAGAAGCAGCAGAAGCAGCCUGAGUCUACCCCUGCCGAGGAAGCUGUCCCUCCAGUUGAAGAGGCAAAGGCCACCGAAGAAGUCCCCCUCUCUGAGCCAAAUGAGGCUGAGGCCGUCCCCGCGGCUGAAGCCGAAACCACACCCCAAGAGGAGCAAGCCCAGGAUAUUCCUGCUUUCGACAAGGAAGCUCCCACAGAGGCGGUCUCCGAUGAGACUGUUAUUGCUCCUGAACCCUCCGAACAGGCUACCGAUGCUCAAGAUGUGGCCCAAAAUACCGUCCCAGAGACCAUAGCUGAACAAGCCGCCCCUAUAGAAGAUGUCCAGGAGGAGCAGAAAGACAAUGUUACUUUGGAACAGCCUACAGAUGACAAGGUGCCAAUCGUCGAGGAGACUCCAGUCCUUGAAUCAACCGAGGCAGCAGCAGCAGCAGCAGCAGAGGAGGCCGCCAUGACCCCAGCUCAGAAGCGCAAGGCGAAGAAGGACAAAAAGAAGAACAAGGGACUUACCGCUAAUCCCGAGGAGGAACAGCUUACACCUGGAGAAGAGCAGUCGAAGCCUACCCCUGCCGAGGAAGAGGCUGGCGCCGCCCCUGUUGAGGAGCCCACGCCUAUUUCUGCCGAAGAGCCUAUAGAGCCCAUCACUGAGCCACCCUUCGCCGACAAAGAGGUUGAAAACCCUGUUCCUACAGAGGAAGCUAGCUUCGAAGAGGCAUCCCGAGAAUCCAUUCAACAGGAUGCUCCUGCCGAUGCAGCCGAGACUGAGGCCGCUGAGGAGGCCGCCAUGACUCCAGCCCAAAAGCGCAAGGCCAAGAAAGACAAGAAGAAGCGCCAGUCCCUUGCUGCUGAAGAGCCACCGGCUACAGCCACCGAGGAAGAGCCCAAGUCUGAUCCUACCGAAGAGGUGAUCGAGCCUACACCUCCAACAGAGUCUAAAGAACCUGCGCCAGCCCAGGAUGUUGAGCAACCUGCCACCGACAGGGAGAUUGAAGAUUCUAUUGUGGCAGAAGAAGCAAAAUCUGAAGAACCAUUACCUGAGAACACCCAAAAUGAAGCUCCUGCCGAUGAGGCCGCAAUCCAGGCUGCUGAAGAGGCUGCGAUGACACCCGCCCAAAAGCAGAAGGCCAAGAAAGACAAGAAGAAGCGCCAGUCACUUGCAGUUGAAGAGCAGCAGCCCGCACCCGUCGAGGAAGAGGUAAAGGACACGCCUAUUGAGGAAGAACCAAAGGCCGUGCCCGUUGAAGAGGUUAUCGAGCCGACUCCUGUAGAGUCUGCAGAGCCUGCACCUUCUGAGGAGCUCGAGCAGCCUGCCCCCGAGAAGGACGAUGUGGUUCCCGUUGUGACAGAAGAAGCCCCGAAGGCUGAGGAGUCGUCGCCAGAGGAGCCUGCUUCUCAAGAUACUCCUGCUGAUGCAUCAGCCGUUGAAGCAGCCGGUGAAACUGCCAUGACUCCCGCGCAGAAGCGCAAGGCCAAAAAGGACAAGAAGAAGCGUCAAUCACUCACAGCCGAAGAACAACCCGCGCCGUCUGAGCAGCCCGCAACUACUGAGGAGGAGACGCAGGCUGCACCUGUCGAAGAUGUGUCAGCUGAGCGUGCGAUAGUCCAAGACGAUGAACAGCCUGCUGUGGCUGAGGCAGUCGAAGCUCCUGUGAAUACAGAGGAAGUGACAAAAUCAGAGGAGCCCACGCCAGAGGAAAGCAACCAGCAGGAUGUUCCCGCUGAGACCGCCACACCCGAAGCUGCGGAGGAGGCCAUGACCCCUGCUCAAAAGCGCAAGGCCAAAAAAGACAAGAAGAAGAGCCGCAUGUCUGUCGCUUGGGAAAAUGAGGAACCUGCUUCUCAAGCCGACGACUCCAAGUUCGAGCAGGACUCUACUGCGCCGGAAGAAAAGAAUGAGCCGCAGGAUGCUUCCGCCGAAGCUGCUGUUACUUCUGAAGAUGCCACCAAGGAACUUCCCGUCGCCGAAGAAGUGGCCGAAGCUGCCACUGACAAGGAUACCUCAGUACCCGAGACCGGUGCCUUGGACGAGCCGGAGAAGACAGAGGAGGUCACUCCAUCCGAAGAGGUCAAAGAAAUUACUGAGCAGGAGCCCUCUACUCCCGUUCAAGCCGAGGAAGAAUCCAAGCCUAUAUCAGAGCCUCAGUCACCCAGCAGACAAGAUGACGAGGCACAGGCCGAGGCUGGUAUGACCGCAAAAGAGCGUCGUAAGGCAAAGAAGAACAAGAAGAAGGGCAAGUCUAUUGACUUGACCGAAGACGCCCCCGUUGAAACUGAGGCGGUACCCGAUACUCCUGCCGACACCACCGCUGACCCCACGCCUGCGCCGGAGGAGAAGCUUGUUGAGGCUGAUAACCCCAAGAUCGAGAAGCUCGCGCCAAUUGAGCCUGCGACCGAAGAUGUGCCAAAGGAAGAGAAGACCGACGAACCUCCCGCCACCGAAACCGCAGCCGAGCCAGCAGAAGAAGCCGCCAUGACUCCCGCCCAGAAGCGCAAGGCAAAGAAGGCCAAGAAACGCCAGUCUAAGAAUGCUGAUGCCGACAACGACGCCUCUUCCGCCCCUGGCACCCCCGCUGAACCUGCCGACAGCGUUGAAAAAGUCCUCGCAUCAAUGGAAACCCCAGGGCUCUCAGCCGUAACGGCAACCUCGCCUGCGGAACAUGACGGUAAAGAAAAUCAGUCCCACGACAUAGAAACUGCCGCGGCGCAAGAUUUGGCCUCGACUGAUGAAUUCAUGUCUUCGCAGGUAGAGCAGCCUCAGAUAGAGAGUCCUUUUUUAGGUUAUCCUCCCCAGCCCGUGCUUGAGCGUUCAGUUAAUUCCGGCGAGUUGGAGGAGGUACUUGCUCCGGAACAGGGUGACGAUACCCCUGCUAUUCAGGAGCCUGAACUGUUGACGAAGGAGGGAGACCUUGAAGUUGGAGGUCAGAAGGAAGAUGGCGAGAAGCCACAGGAGGAGUUGAUUGAGCCUGCACCUAGUGCAGAGGAGAUGACGUCUGUGCCGGAAGCAGGCGAUCUCUCUGGAGAGAAGACCAUUGAAGAGACGUCUGUGGAUGUGACAGAGAAAGUUGGCCUGGAGGCACAGACGGAGGAAGCCCCUGUGGAGGAGAAGACUUUGGAGACAGCUUUGUCGAAGAAGCAGAAAAAGCAAAACAAGAAAAACAAGACAAAGCAGGCGGAGAAUGUUGUUGAGGAGAAAGGUCCAGCACCGGAGCCUGAAAGCGCUGUCGCAGAGGAAAAGGAACAGCAUGAAGCUGUGAGUUUGCCCGAGGUUGAAUCAGUACCGGAGCCAGAGAAGACAAUCACCGAGCCUGAGCCCGCUGCGGAGAUUGAAACAGUGCCAGCCUUGGAGGACCAAGCUUUUGAUCAACCAAAGGAGAUCGAAGAGCCUUCCGCAGUCCAAACCAUCGAAGCUGCCGAAGCCACCCUUGAGCCCACUGUUCCAGAGGCUGAACCCGUUGCCCCUGCUAGUGAAGAACCAGAGUCAGCAUCUGCCACCAAGCUGAGCAAGAAGGACAAGAAGAAGCAACGCCAAUUACUCCUUGCUCAGCAAGCUGGAUCUGAACAGCAGCCCGAAGAGGAGCCAGCUCCCGAGGCUACCGAAGCUGCUGUUCCGGAAGCUGAGAUUCCAAUUGAUGCUGCAGCUCUCGAUGAGAAGCCAGGGGAUGAGCCCGUUGCUCGCGCAGAGAAAGCUACUGCCCAGCCUGCUGAUGUCACCGAGGAGGCCGUUAAAGAUGUUGAAAAGCCUGCCCAGGAGGCUGAGAAGCCACUUCUAACACAAGAGCCCGAAAGCGGAGAGCGCUCAAUCGAACUUCCGUCAGACGAUGUGAAGAUGGAGGAGAUUGUGGAAGAGCCUGCCACUGAGACUGCAACGGAGAACUUUGAUGCCGAGCAGCUCACCGAGCAAGCUCCGGCUGAGCCCGCCGUUGAGGCGCCGACUAGCUCCAAGAAACUCAGCAAGAAGGAGAAGAAGAAGGCGGCGGCUGCUGCUGCUGCUGCCGCCGCUCUGGUCGAGGAAGAGAAUAGCGCCAAGGAACUGCCUGCGGCUGAAGAGCCAUCGACUUCUGUGCCGCAUGCUUCACAGGAGCCCGCUGAACAGCCAACUGUUGAUGAACCUCGACCUACAGAGGCCAAGGAUGAACCUCAGUUCGAGACAGAGAGGAGCCUCGACGAGACAAAAGAGCUGGCAGCUCCCAAGCCAAAGGAGAAUAAAGCCGCUGAACAGCAGGCUGUCGAGGAUACUCAGCCCACGGAAUCUCUCGAGCCGGAGGUGGCACCCGAGCAGCCUGCAAAAGAGCUCGUCGAGGAGUCCAUUGCGCCUGAGCCUAUUUCUCGCAAAAUGUCAAAGAAAGAGAGGAAAAAGGCCAAGAAGCAAGAACAGCAAGAAAUACUUGAGCCCACUUCUCCUGCCGAGGAAUCUGUUGCCGCCCCAGAGCCCGAAACGACAGAGGUCCCCCCCAAGAAAGAGACCUCUCAGGAGUCUCCGCUCCAGCCCCAUCCCGAGAGCAUCCCGUUGGCAGACAAGGAACCCCUGGGAAGCGAGAAAAACUACGACCUUGUCUCACAGGAUCAAUCCAAUGAUUUCGAGCCUGCAGAAGCUGUGGCCCAGGAGCAAACGGCCUUUGAAGAGUCCACUGCAACGGAGGACUCAAUUCAAAAGAAUGUCGAGAAGCACGCUGAAGCUGCAGAGCCUUCCAUGCAAGAAAUCGAUAAAGCAGCUGAUCCUGGAGACCAGCCCGUGGAGUCUGAAGUGACACCGGCUCUGUCCAAGAAGGAGUCAAAGAAGGACAAGCGCAAGGCCAAGAAGAAGGGCGUCACCGAAGAUGUCUCCGAGGAGCUUCAGGCUGACGUUGCUGAAGACCCCAAAGAAAUUGACAGCCAGCCAACAAAAUCUGCUUUUGAGCUCGAGGCUCCACGCGAACUUGAGACUGCCGCAGACCCUACUCCAGUUGUAGAGAGGGAGUUGCCCAUUGAUGCUCCAUCUGCAGCUGAAGAACAACCCGCGCCUACUGAGCCAGAGCAUGUCACCAAGGAUGAAACUUCUCUUUCGCGCAAGGCUUCAAAGAAGAAGUCGAAGAAGGCUAAAAAAGCCAGCCAAGGGCUGGAUCUCGAGCCACAGGCUGAGGUCCAGAACGAGACCGAACAAGCCGUCAUCGCACCGUUUGAAGAAGACGCCCCCAAGCCUCAAGACACCGAGAUUGCGGAUGCCCCUGUUGAUAAGGCAAAUCAGGAAGACGAAAACUGGCCAGCUAUUGACUGGGAACAUGCAAAGGGUGAACAUGGGCAACAAUUUCAGGACACAGCUCCGGAGCCUGAGUCUGAUCCUGUGAUUCCAUCAACCGAAACUAUUGGGGAAUUUGAGGAUUCUACAAUCCCAAAAGAUCUACAAGAGCCUACAGAUGCUGCCGAAGACGACUCUUGGGCUGCGCCGCUGAGCAAAAAAGACAAGAAGACCAAGAAAAACAAGAAGCAAUCGCAGCAAGCAGAUGAACCGGAAGCUUUGCCUGAGAUCUCCUACGACAAGAGUAUCGAGCAAACUACCGCGGAAAGUCUACAAGAAACUGCAGAGACUACUGGAGAGAUCGAGCCACCCGCUCGGACAACCACGCCUGGGGGAUCCAAGAUCGCCAACCUGUUUCCCAGAUUGGAGCGUGGUGGAUUCAAACGACCAAAAACACCAUCGCUAAAAGAUAGUGCUGAGGAAGAGACGGAAGCGGGAGCCAGUCGCGACAUUGCUCUCCCUGUCUUGGAGGCACCCAGGCCAGCACCUGAAGCCACAGAGUUUGCCAAAGAUACCAGUGGCGAGCUGCCCAGUAGUCUCCAGCACCAAAUCGAGUCUGCAAUUUCGCACUGGACCCCAGACGAGGUUCCUUCUGCUGAGAACGAGCAAUCAAAGGAGCUAGACUUCCCGGCACAAAGCGAGAAGACCUUGGAUGCACCAUUCUCGCACCCAGAGCCCACCAAGGAGCCCCCUUCUCCUACAAAGAGCCUCGUAUCGCAGGUGGCAGCUGGAGAAGACCUGUCUGGACUGCGCCGCUCACCGUCAAUCCACGGCCGACACGAAAAGACACCUCGAACGUGGAGCUUGGAUGAGCCCUCUGUGCCAGCUCUCGCCCCAUCCCCGCCCCGAUCGCUAUUCGGUCCCGACGAGAGCUAUACCCGCCCCCGUACUCCGCUUGAUACGAUCGCGGAACAAGAACCACGGGAUGGCCAUGGAUCAACCAAGGGUCGCCGCGGGACGCCCCGUCUGGAGAUCAAACCCGAACAUGUUCUCCCAAGACCUCAAACUCCUGUUCGCAAGUUUACAGAUACUGCCUUUGAUCGAGAGCAAUGGCCUACGCCUGAAAACGAGAGUCGAAAGGGCUCCCGUGAAGAUCUGAAACGCGAAAUUACAAAAACGCCCGAGCAGGUCUUAAAGCCCAGUACCAGCAGCGGUAAGCUGCGUCGGACAAAUCGCAGCGCUAGCGGCGAUCUGCGGGCGGCUAGUCUUGCAGGUUCCCAGCCUUCGGACCUUGAUCAGCUUCCCUCUUCUUCCUCUUACGACCCCGUCACCGACAAGGGCAAACGUCCGGUGCGAAAUAUGUCGGAUGUCUAUGAGGGAUGGGGUGAAACGCCCAGCUCCCCACGGUCGCCCAGCCGACCGCCUAGUGUCCGUCGUCGCCGCAGCAUGCAACACUUGCAAGAUAUCGAAACACGUCUCGACCAACUCAUUUCUGAAAAUCGCCUACUCAUCGCUGCCCGUGAUGAAGCCGAAUACAACUUAAAACACUCUAGCGUCGCUCGUCGGAAGAGCGACCGGGCUCUCAAUACCCGCGAUGGCGACUUGCGCGACAAAGAAGCCGAAGUGGAACAAUUGAAGAGCUCGGUGGAGUGGCUGCAGAAGGAGACAACCCGUCUGACCCAGGAGAACGAAGGGUUGACAGCGUCCAAUGCUGCGCUCGCCGCCGCCCACGCUGCCGAAGUGAACACUGUCCGCGAAUCCUCCACGCGCGAACUCGACGACCUACGGUCGCAACACACUCAGCUUUCAUCCCAGGUGGAUGAUCGAGUCCGACAAGAGAUCGAAUCAGCUCUUGCACAAAAAGACAUUGAGUUGCGUCGUCUUCGCACCGAACUUGAAGAGACCCGCGACAAGGUCAAGGAGCUACAACAACAAAUUUCAGCGUCAGUUCAUGACAAUGCUCUCGUAUUCCGAGACGAAGAAUACUUUGACGCUGCCUGCCAAAAGCUCUGUGGCCAUGUCCAAUCUUGGGUGCUGCGAUUCUCUAAACACAACGACAAGCGUCGCUGCCGCUCACUCAGUGAGUUGCGCGACGAGAAGAUCGCAGACCGAUUCGACAAUGCCCUCCUCGACGGCUCCGAUCCUGAUGCCUACCUUUCCGACCGUGUUCGUCGCCGCGAUGUCUUUAUGUCGGUGAUCAUGACCAUGGUCUGGGAGUAUGUCUUCACUCGCUACCUGUUUGGUAUGGAUCGUGAGCAACGUCAGAAGCUCAAGUCCCUUGAGAAACAACUGGGUGAAGUUGGCCCCAGCCGCGCUGUCCACCGCUGGAGAGCCACCACCCUCACCCUCCUCUCCCGGAGACCAGCCUUUGCCGCUCAGCGCGAGAGCGACACAGAGGCUGUCACCCUGGAGAUCUUCAAAACCUUGUCCAAGGUCCUCCCUCCCCCCUCCCACGUUGAGUCACAGCUCCUGGACAGCCUUCGCAAGAUCAUGCGAGUAGCUGUCAAUCUGUCCCUGGAGAUGCGCACUCAGCUGGCUGAGUUCAUUAUGCUCCCGCCCUUGCAGCCUGAGUACGAUACCAAUGGCGACCUUGCCCGGCAGGUGUAUUUCAAUGCGGCAUUGAUGAAUGAGCGCAGUGGUCUCACUAACGACAAUGGCGAGCUGGAAGCCCAGCAGUCUGUCGUCCGCAUUGUGCUCUUCCCUCUCGUCGUCAAAAAGGGCAAUGAUGUGGGCGAGGGUGAUGACGAAGUUGUCGUCUGCCCUGCUCAGGUCCUCAUUGCCCGUCCUGGCAAAGACAAGAGAGUCUCAAGGAUGAUGAGUGGUGAUCGUAUGUCCAUAGAUGCCACGAAGUCGGUCCACAGCAUGGCACCUUCAUCUAUGAUGGACAUGAGUAAUAUGAUCUGA